Molecule: messenger RNA, 2573 nt
Organism: Papilio machaon (common yellow swallowtail)
Lineage: Eukaryota; Metazoa; Arthropoda; Insecta; Lepidoptera; Papilionidae
Product: serine/threonine-protein kinase meng-po
Exons: 8
Coding region: 365-2401 (678 amino acids)
Biological process (GO): peptidyl-serine phosphorylation; peptidyl-threonine phosphorylation
Molecular function (GO): protein serine/threonine kinase activity; ATP binding
Source: RefSeq, a predicted model, not a curated record
UGUAGUGUAGUGCAGCACAGAAAUAGCUUCCCGGGUGUCGCUGCGAUGCCAGUAGACUCGCCACCGCCGCUCCUGACUCCCGGCGCGCUUAUUAAAUCUUUGCUGUGAUUUAUUAAUUGAUUUAACAUCAAUCCAAUGCUACAAUUGUCACCAGUGAUAUAACCUCUAAAGUGAUAAUAAUAAUAAAGUGUAAAAAAUAUGACAACCAGAUACAAUGUGAUUGGAACAUAUCCAAACUAAUUGUGAACCUUACGUAUAUGUUUUAAGGGUGGUUAUCCCUUCACGAUUUGCGAACAAUCGAGGAAUGAUUGUUUUAAAAUAGUCGAGUUACCAAUGAUCUAGAAUCCAGAUUCUGGAUACAAAGAUGAAUAACGGCACAAGACGCGCCUUAACAGGCUCAAUACACAAAAUAAGAGAAUUCGAACUGGAAAAAGUAUGUUUGGUCGAAGAAUUUGACAUACUUCAAAUAGUCGGCGAAGGAUGGUUUGGGAAAAUACUUCUAGUGGAACAUAGAGCUUCUGAUACUGAGAUAGUUCUGAAAGCUUUACCAAAACCUUACGUAUCUAUCAGAGAUUUCUAUAGGGAAUUCCAUUAUGGACUACAUUUGAGCGCACACAAAAACAUUGUUACAACAUUCGACGUCGCGUUCGAGACCGCCGGCUUUUACGUAUUCUGUCAAGAAUACGCACCUCUAGGGGACUUAACAUCUAAUAUGCUUGAUACCGGAAUCGGAGAAAUUCACACAAAAAGAGUAGCAAAACAAUUAGCAGCUGCACUUGAACAUCUACACCAAAGAGACCUUGUACACAGAGAUGUGAAACUAGAUAAUAUUCUAAUAUUCAAAUCGGAUUUUUCACGUAUAAAGCUAUGUGACUUCGGUGAAACAAGAAAAGUUCAAGCUGUUGUAAGAAGAAGAAAUGAAUGGCUACCGUAUUCACCGCCCGAAGUAUUAAAACUGUCAAUGGAUAGUAGCUACAAAGCACUAAUUAGUCAUGAUAUUUGGCAGUUCGGUAUAGUUAUCUUUAUUUGUCUCACAGGAUGCUUGCCUUGGCAGAAAGCAGCAUUCGACGACCCUAGAUAUGUAAGUUAUUUGAAUUGGUACAGCAGUGCAAACCCUCUUAAGAAGCAGCCGAAGCUAUGGAAAAUGGUUUCAUCAAGAGCUCAAAAAAUGUUCAAAAAGUUUAUUGAACCAAAAGAAGAGAAAAGAGCUACAAACUUCGCGGAACUAUCGAGGUAUUUGGAUGACCGAUGGAUGGCUAAAGGAUACACGGACAGAGUGGCUGGCGGUGAUAUCGACGAACUAUGUCCAUCAAUGUACAGUUUCCACAGUGAUCCAAAUGAAAAGAAUAUUCUUUUAAGGCACUUCAGGGACAGUGGCGUCGAAGUCAUUGUUGACAGACAAGCCAAGAAACAGAGAAUACGUGAAUGGAUACAAAAUAGCGUAAUCGAAGAAGCAGACGAAGAGGAAGAAAGCAACUACGACCCUAGUAUUAUGGAAGAAAGCGACGGAGAGCUCGAAGACAGGUCAAGACCACAUCCAAUAGAUGAAAGCCACAGGGUAACUCUCCGUUUUGACACCGAAAAGCAUAUCAAUCCAAGAACUGGUGAAGUUAUCGAAGGUGUCAAACAUACUGAAAAAAAUCCACUGUCGUAUGACGUACAAAACAUUGAACCUGUGGCGCCAAGUAAUGUAGCCAGAAGGUAUGGGGUAAAAGAAGACGCCUCAAUGCAUAGCUCUACCAAAGACAGUGCUUACGGCUCCUUAGACGUUCAUUCACAACAGAAGAGUACUUCAAACAGACCUGACGCCAAACACGUGUCUAUAGAAAGAGCAAGUAACGUCUCCCCGAGUAGAUCUUUAGCCGGAUCAUCGAUUCAUCAAACCGUAACCCCCUUGUCCUCACACGUUCAAAGAUUUCAAAGAACUGAAGAAGUAUUUACCAAAGAGCUAGAAAAUCAAAGAGGAAGUACUUCAACCCUUCAUUCUAUGGGCAACUCGUCUAGAUCCAACAGUCUACGCGUAACCAGAAAUAGCUCUUUAGACAGUGCAUCAAACGUUACCAAUGACUCGCCUUUAGAAAAUGAUAUAUCCGGAGCAACAUCGAGACCAAAUAAUCCGGUUAUAACCCAAAAUGGUUUCAGUCCGGGUUCUAAACAGAAUUCAUCCAUAACCCAGCCGUACGUUUCCAUGAAGAAUACUGUUUACGAAACUGUCACCACUCGCACGGACCCUAAUCAAAACAAAGAAGAAACAAAUUUGAAGAAUUCUCCCGACAGUCCGUAUACAUCAAUGAUGAACAUUGUCCAGGGUCAAAUAAAAAUUAGUCCACUCGCAAACGAAACUGACAAGAACAUAGUAAAUGUGUCAGUUACAUCUGUCAACCGUAAAAAAGUUCAAUAAAUAAUUGCUCUAGCUCAAUUUUGGUGAUAAUUCCAAAAUAAAAAAAUGAGGAAGCUAAAUUGCCGGAAUAUUAUACUUAUUAGUAUUUAAUUUUUGUAUUGACAUAAAUAAUAAGGGUAUCCACCCUUACAAAGACAAAUUCAUUCUUACAUUUUUAUAUUUACAUAAAACA